Messenger RNA from Cercopithifilaria johnstoni, 306 nucleotides. NCBI's taxonomy places the organism in Eukaryota, Metazoa, Nematoda, Chromadorea, Rhabditida, Onchocercidae. The record is from the annotation of a GenBank genome assembly.
AUGCUAUCUGCUGGAUUACUUCUAUCUAUCAUUACCGCGGUUGCAUUAAGCGAUGGUGAUGUGGAAAGUGCGGUACGUGAAAUGACAUCCACUAAGGAUGGAUCAACAUGGUGUCCAGUACCAGUCGUUGGUACACAAUGUCCAACAUCAAGCAUUUUCCAUUAUUACAAAUGUUGCGGUACUGCUAACAAGGAAUGUUGUUUCAAUCUACAGACAUGGGUUAUUGUCGUUUUGGCAGUGGUUGCAGUAAUGAUGCUUGCAUCAUUCGUACUUUCAAUCCUUCGUUGCUUGUUCUGCCGUCGUUAA